This is a messenger RNA of Durusdinium trenchii, 1239 nucleotides long. The record is from the annotation of a GenBank genome assembly. Lineage: Eukaryota; Dinophyceae; Suessiales; Symbiodiniaceae.
AUGUUGGCACCAGAGCUCGACGAGAGGGGCUAUGCCGUGAUCGCUUUGUGGACGCAGGAUGUGGGCGAGAAUCGAGAUCACUUGCCUCAGGCUGCCAAGGGAUUCCCUAAGAAGUUUCUGGCCGAAGUGGACGAGCUUUCCACCUUGGCCUCCACCGCUCGUGCCUUGCAUGAUGCCGCCACCCGUGCGGACGGCGAGGUCGUGGCGGUGAUUUGCGGUGGUGAGACGGGAGUGAAAGUGGCCGAUGCCCUCUCAGAGCACAUGGGUCUUCGUGGCAAUACCACGGCAGGUGGCAUGGCCAACCGCCGUGACAAGCAAGUGCAACAGGAUGCGGUGAAGGCGCAUGGCUUGAGAGCGGUGCGCUCAGUCUGUGGGAGAAGCUGGGACGAUGUGAAGGCCUUCAGCGACACCGAAGCCUUUCCGAUCAUUGUGAAGCCGGUGGAGUCGGCGGGAUCGGAUGGAGUGAAGCUGUGUCGAAGUGCCGGCGAGGCCGAAGAACAUUUUCACCUGCUGAUGAACUCUCAACGAAAGGCCGGAUCUCAAGGAGCUGCCGUCUUGUUGCAAGAGUACUUGAAGGGUACAGAGUACAUUGUGGAUCAUGUCUCGCGGGAUGGCGUGCACAAGACGACCUUGGUCUGGGUCUACGACCGCCGCCCAGCCAAUGGUGCGGGCUUUGUUUGCUUCGGGACGAAGUGUGUCCCAUCCGAGAGCCCGGUGGCUCAGGAGCUCAUCGCCUACACGCGCGGGUGCUUGGAUGCCUUGCGAAUCACCGACGGCGCAACCCACACAGAGGUCAUGAUGACCGAGACGGGCCCUUGCUUGGUGGAAGUGAACAGUCGUUGCCAUGGAGCAGCUGGGUCCUGGAUGCCUCUUGCGAGGGCCAUGACAGGGUACACUCAGGUGAGCGCUUGUGUGGAUGCCUUCCUGAGUGAAGAAGCCUUUGAGCGCCUUCCAGAUGUACCAUCCGAGUUCCUGGCCUCUGGGCAAGUUUCCAUGUUGAUCUCCUACCAUGAUGGUCUGGUGGAAUCCACCCAAUUUGAGAGGGUGAGGAACCUCCCAUCGGUGGUCUUUCUGGAAGAGAACCUGCAAGCUGGACGUCAAGUGGAGAAGACCAUCGACCUCUUCAGCUUGAUUGGCAUGUGUGUCCUGGUGCACGAGGAUCCCAAGGUGUUGGACGAUGAUCUCCGGUCCAUUCGGGAGAUGGAGCAGAAUGGGUCCUUAUUCGUCCUCUGCAACUAG